AUGCCUGUUUCGCAGUCGCCAUCAAUAGCGCCCUUGCAACAACAAUCUGAUAGGCCUAGAAAACCUUCUAUGUCGCGCCAUAUGUCUUUCAAACGACAAAAACCGCACAAAAGACAGGGGUUUUCCACCGAUGACGACGUCAAGGAAGUUGAGGAGGAUAUAGCCAUCAAGCAGGCGAAUAACCCGCAAUCGUCCCCGAGAAUCCGUCCACUGCGCGCACAAAGCUCGACUUUGAGACGAAGAUUGAGUGCUCGACCUACCACACUGGCGCGAGCAGACUCCGACACUAAUCUCGCAGAUGAGUCGGGCUUACCGGGUCCUAGGUUGGGAGUCCAAGAAGAAGCAGAAUCGCCUUCGCAACCGGAUGGAGGCGACAACAGUAGUGACCAUGGUCAUGAUAUUGAUGAGGAUGAGGAUGCGACCAGCGAUGCGGAAAGCUUCACGCUCAAGGACCGCCAACAGGCGAUCAACGAAACACAUCCCUUUGGAAUUAGAAUAUGGAAGCCUGCAUUGUACAAAAAGAGUCGGUCGGUGGAGAAGACAGCAGAAGGCGAUAUUCACUCCUCGCCAGGAGGUCGAGUGAGCAUGAUGCUUUUCUUGACUAAUCUGCUAUGGUCGCUUUUCUUUGGAUGGUGGCUUGCUCUUGCCGUUCUUCUGGGCGCGGUGGCGUGCUUCGUUUUCGCAUACUCACCAAGUGCAGUGGCAUAUGGAAGGGUCUUCGUAGGCCUCUCGUGGUAUAUCCUCUAUCCAUUUGGGUCUUUCGUUCAGCUGGAGACUGAUGAACAUUAUGCUGAGGAAGAUGAAGGAGAAGGCCGCAGUAUCAGCGAGUAUGAACAAUGGCAGAACGGUGAUAUCGAGCAUGGAGGACUCUUCUUUGGCCCUCGCAGCAAUCGGUCCCUGGUUGGCAGGCGUAGGAAUAGUGUUGACUCCGCAGGUGAACAGGAUAGUCUCCUUGGCCGGCAGCAGAGAGGCCAUCAUCGAGAUCUCUCUUUAAGUCACCCCAAACGACGCUUGUUUGGCCGUGGAAAGUGGACUAUAGGCCGGGUCGUCUUCUAUGCGUUCUUCUAUUUCCUCAUCGGGCCUCUAAUGCUCCUGGUUUCCCUGGUCUGCUGGUUGCUCGUGUUCUGGAUCCCCAUGGCUCGUGUCACCACUGUCCUCCUAAACCAUCUUCGUCGACAUCCUCUUGCUCUGUCAUUCCAUUCUGAUGCAACAAGCACGCGGCCAAAUUCUGACUCGUCGUCUUCUUCUUCAUCUAUACUUUUAUGCACAUACCGUGCGGCCGGCUUAAGAUACUGGAAAUAUACUCUGGACGGCACAAACAUCUUCUUAAUCAACCUCCUCUGCGUGGUAUUAUUUGCAAUCUUUGAUUACUACUUCCUGAGUCAAACUCUGGGUCUGCAAUCUCCAUUGACGCAUCCAGGUCUGAUCUUCAUGCUUUCCCUCAUUUCCAUCAUCCCAUUGGCAUAUUUCAUCGGCCAGGCCGUGGCGUCGAUAUCUGCACAGUCAUCGAUGGGCUUGGGUGCGGCCAUAAAUGCUUUCUUCUCGACUAUAGUGGAAGUCUAUCUUUAUUGUGUCGCUUUGACCGAGGGUAAAUCCCAGCUUGUCGAAGGCAGUAUCAUCGGUAGUAUCUUCGCUGGCAUCCUAUUUCUCCCUGGGCUGUCCAUGUGCUUUGGCGCUAUUAAGCGCAAGACUCAACGAUUCAACGUGAAAUCUGCCGGAGUGACGUCUACUAUGUUGAUGUUCGCUGUAAUCGCUGCGUUUGGGCCUACGUUAUUCUACCAGAUAUAUGGCAGUCACGAAUUAAACUGUCGCUCUUGCAGCUCGGCCGCGGAAGCCGUUAGCAGUGAUUGCCGUCGUUGCUAUUUCUCUCAGAUCCCUGCCGUGAAUGAUAAGUUCUUCCGCAAGGCCGUUCAGCCCUAUUCAUGGUUUGCAGCAUUGUUUUUGUUCCUGUCCUAUGUGAUCGGUCUAUGGUUUACCCUAAGAACGCACGCUGCCCUCAUAUGGGCUACCGAAGCUGAAGAGAAAAAGGCUGUGGCUCUCGCUCAUGAUCCAGCUCCCUACGAACCGAGACACCUUUUGUUCCCCGAUGGACCACAAGCAUCUACCAGUGUGAAUCCCAAUGCGAAGACCUCCAUUCGUGAGUCCCAGUUAUACAAACGAAUUCUGGGACAGUCCUUAAAACAAGUUGGUCUGUCGGAUAUCAAUCCAGACGACGCGUUGGAACAAUCGAUAUCCAGCGCUGGUCAUGAUAAUAACAAGUCGCCGUAUCUCGUUCCUCCACGCCCAGAAUCGACAAGAUUGAAGAAUUUCAGCGGCCUUUCAAGCCAAGAUAAUGAGGAUCUCGUCCGCCAGGUCACAGAAGUCGCAGCUACGGCUGCAGCUGUCGCAGCUCGUGAUGCAGCUCGAGCGCGGAAGCCUUCAAUCCAGCAGCCUCCCUCGCGCCAAAGCAAUAAUAAGGACAAGGGGACCCCUGACCCAGUGAAAGCGAUUCUUGAGAACGAGGAUGUUGGGCUUGAACACGCACAUGCCAGCGGUGGUCAUGACGCGCCCAAUUGGAGUAGAACCAAGAGCUCCGUCGUGCUUCUUGGUGCCACGGUGCUCUAUGCAAUAAUCGCCGAGAUCCUAGUAAACACAGUAGAUGUGGUGUUGGAGAGUGUUGACAUUGAUGAGAAGUUCUUGGGUAUCACACUUUUUGCAUUGGUUCCCAACACCACAGAAUUCUUGAAUGCUAUCUCAUUUGCAAUGAAUGGCAACAUCGCAUUGUCCAUGGAGAUCGGUUCGGCCUAUGCACUACAAGUCUGCCUUCUACAGAUUCCUGCUUUAGUCUUAUUUAGCGCUUUCUACUGUCGUCUAAUCGACCCAGCCGAGCUCGUGAGCCAUUCAUUCAACCUUAUCUUCCCUCAGUGGGAUAUGAUCUGCGUCAUAUUAUGCGUCUUCCUUCUAUCCUACGUUCACGGAGAAGGAAAGAGCAACUACUUCAAGGGAUCGAUUCUCGUCCUCACGUACUUUGUUGUAGUCCUUGGUUUCUACCUAUCUGGAUAUAGUAACCUGGAGACCAUGGGCGUGGACCGGUUCGAUACACUAGCGCUCAGUGCUGACAGGACAGAGAAGUUUUAUACGAUAGGCCGGUCGAGUAGCGGAAACGCAUAUUGA
Aspergillus ruber CBS 135680 is the source of this 3153-nucleotide messenger RNA. Its product is annotated as calcium/hydrogen antiporter. The transcript is spliced from 4 exons. Gene Ontology annotation, molecular function: calcium:proton antiporter activity. Gene Ontology annotation, cellular component: endomembrane system; membrane. The record is from RefSeq and is a predicted model, not a curated record. Bases 1 to 3153 code for a protein of 1050 amino acids. NCBI's taxonomy places the organism in Eukaryota, Fungi, Ascomycota, Eurotiomycetes, Eurotiales, Aspergillaceae. Gene Ontology annotation, biological process: intracellular calcium ion homeostasis; calcium ion transmembrane transport.